Molecule: messenger RNA, 2726 nt
Organism: Dromaius novaehollandiae (emu)
Lineage: Eukaryota; Metazoa; Chordata; Aves; Casuariiformes; Dromaiidae
Gene: TRIM28
Product: tripartite motif containing 28
Cellular component (GO): chromatin
Molecular function (GO): zinc ion binding; protein binding; transcription corepressor activity
Source: RefSeq, a predicted model, not a curated record
CCGAUUGGCGGGGGCGGGCCGCCGCGGGGCUGCGCGCGCAGCCCGCCGUGGCGCGCGGAGCCCCCGGCGCGGGGCCGCUGCGGGGGGCGGGCGGGCGGCGCCAUGUCGGGGCCGGCGGCCGAGGCGGGCGGCGCCGGCGAGGCGCGCUCGGACGCUCUGGACCUGCUGGAGCGCUGCGGCGUGUGCCGGGAGCGGCUGCGGGCCGAGCGGGAGCCGCGCCUGCUGCCCUGCCUCCACUCGGUCUGCCGGCCCUGCCUGCGGGCCGAGCCGGGCCCCGCCGCCCCGCCGCCCUCCGCCGCCAAGGAGGGGCCAGUGGUCGACUGCCCCAUCUGCAAGCACCAGUGUUACUUGAAGGACAUCGUGGAGAACUACUUCUUGAGGGACAGCAGGGCUGAGGCGGCCAACGACAGCAAGGAUUCGAACCAGUGCUGCACCAGCUGCGAGGACAACGCGCCGGCCACCAGCUACUGCGUGGAGUGCUCGGAGCCGCUGUGCGAGACGUGCGUGGAGGCCCACCAGCGCGUCAAGUACACCAAGGACCACACGGUCCGAGCCACAGGUGGCUCCAAGGCGAAGGAGGGCGAACGUGCCGUCUACUGCGCCGUGCACAAGCACGAGCCGCUGGUGCUCUUCUGCGACACGUGCGACACGCUCACCUGCCGCGACUGCCAGCUCAACGCGCACAAGGACCACCAGUACCAGUUCCUGGAGGACGCGGUGAGGAACCAGCGCAAGAUGCUGGCGACGCUGGUGAAGCGCCUGGGCGACAAACACGCCAGCCUGCAGCGCUCCACCAAGGAAGUGCGCAGCUCCAUCCGCCAGGUGACGGACGUGCAGAAGCGGGUGCAGGUGGACGUCAAGAUGGCCAUCCUGCAGAUCAUGAAGGAGCUGAACAAGCGGGGCAAGGUGCUGGUGAGCGACGCCCAGAAGGUGACGGAGGGGCAGCAGGAGAAGCUGGAGCGGCAGCACUGGGCCAUGACCAAGCUGCAGCGGCACCAGGAGCACAUCCUCCGCUUCGCCUCCUGGGCCCUGGAGAGCGACAACAGCACCGCUCUGCUGCUCUCCAAGAAGCUGAUCUACUUCCAGCUCCACCGCGCCCUCAAGAUGAUCGUGGACCCCGUGGAGCCGCAGGGCGACAUGAAGUUCCAGUGGGACCUCAACGCCUGGACCAAGAGCGCCGAGAGCUUCGGGACCAUCAUUUCGGAGCGGAGCUGCCCCCCGCCACCCCUCACCCCGCAGCCACCCAGCCCGGGCGCCUCGCAGGCUCCCUUGCAAGCCACGGUGGUGAGCAAAGGGCAGUACGCCCCCGGCCCCCUCCUGCAGCCCCCGGCGGGACCCUGGCGCGGCAGUGAGGAGGCCCCGGGGGCCCCCAGCGCCCCCCCGGCCGCGGGGGACAGGCCAGAGACGCCCCCGCUGCCUCAGUUAACCCGGAGCGCUGAGGGGCCGGACUGCCCCCAUCCCGCCCCCCCGCAGCCUGCCGAGAGUCCCGGGGACGCGGCUGCUGGCGCUGAGCUGGGUGACGCCCCCCCCGAAGCUGCCGUGGCCGGAGUGAAGAGGAGAAAACGCCUUAAUCCUCCCCAGGAGGAGGAGGAGUUCGUUAAGGAGCUGCUGAUCAAGCGGAGCCGCCCCCCCGAGGGCCGGGUGAACGCUCUGCUGCGCAAGGUGCCGCGGGUGAGCCUGGAGCGCCUGGACCUGGACCUCUCGGGGGCCGCGCAGCCCCCCGUCUUCCGCGUCUUCCCCGGCACCUCGGCCGAGGACUUCAACCUCAUCGUCAUCGAGAGGGGGGCGCAGCCGAGGCCCCCCGGGCCUCCCGCCGUCAAGGCAAGCGCCUGCGGCGGCCGCCUCCCCGCCGGCCCGUCCCCGCGUCCCCCCCCUCUGACCCCGCUCUCCUGCCCGCAGGAGGAGGAGCAGGAGGCGGCCAUUGGCGACGGCCAGGACACCAAGCCGGUGGGACUGGUGCCCGAGCACCCCGGGGUGCUGGGGCCCUCCGGGACCUCCCUGGGGAUGGGGGUCGCCCCGGGCCCGGGGGUGGCCUGCUGCCGCGUGUGUCGCCAGGCCGGCGCCGUGGUGAUGUGCGACCGCUGCGAGCACUGCUACCACCUCGACUGCCACCUCCCCGCCCUCCAGGAGGUCCCCAGCCCCGAGUGGAGGUGUCUGCUGUGCCAGGAGCCGCCGGCCCCCCACGAGGACCUCGCCAGCAGCUUCCCCGGCCCUGAGGAGGGGGCACCCCACAAGCUCUGUCCCCUGGACCAGCGGAAGUGCGAGCGUGUGCUGCUGGAGCUGCUCUGCCACGAGCCCUGCCGGCCCCUGCACCGGCUCUCCAGCUCCCCGGAGGGCCACGACGCCAUCGACCUCACCCUCAUCCGGGCCAAGCUGCAGGAGAAGCUGUCACCUCCCUACGGCUGCCCCGAGGAGUUCGCCCGUGACGUCUGGAGGAUGAUCCGCCAGUUCAACAAGCUCACGGAGGACAAGGCGGACGUGCAGUCCAUCCUGGGCCUGCAGCGGUUCUUCGAGGGCCGGCUCAACGCCGCCUUCGGCGACCGCAAGUUCUCCUCGGCCCUGCUUGAGCCCGUCAUUCCUCUGGAUGAGGCUGAAGGCACCCCGGCCUCCCCCGCCGGCCCCCUGGGCCCCUGACCUCCUCCCCUCCAUCGUCCCCCGCCCCAGCGUUGUCCUUGUCUAUAUUUACCGGAGAAAUAAAGCUGCCAUCUCACCCGCCUGGGAUCACA